Molecule: messenger RNA, 911 nt
Organism: Cornus florida
Lineage: Eukaryota; Viridiplantae; Streptophyta; Magnoliopsida; Cornales; Cornaceae
Product: RING-H2 finger protein ATL56-like
Exons: 1
Coding region: 125-721 (198 amino acids)
Source: RefSeq, a predicted model, not a curated record
AUAUACAAAGGGUUCUAAAUAUCCUCAGAACGGAAGGCAAAUAUCCUACAACUACCAAAUUCCAAUUUCAAGCCCUUUUCGUCGUCCACAGCCUCAGCCAGCUUUCACCUUCUCUACAAAUUCAAUGCCGACGGACGACGACGGCAGCAAACACGACGACCACCGCCAUGCUAUCGUGCGCCUCAACCCCAACCCUCCAUCCUCAAACGCCGCCGCCAUCACCACCACCACACCAUCUCCAAAACCAAACCCUAGGUUCCUCUCUUUCCUCCUCCGCGCCAUCAUCAUGGCCCUAAUCGUCUCCCUCUUCCUCCUCUUCCUCGGCGUCGCCGCCUUCGCCCUACUCCACAUCUUUCUCGCCGGUCGCGCCCUCCACCGCCACCGCAACCGCAGCCGCCGCCACACCACCCCCGACGCAUACUCCGCGGACGACUUGCAGAGGUUCCUUAAUAGAUCCAAAUACGUCCACGAAUUGCCCGGAACGGUGAAGGACUGCGCCGUUUGUUUGGAUUCCUUCAGAGAGGGCCAGUGGUGCCGGAGCCUGCCGUCGUGUAACCACAUGUUUCACGAAAAAUGUGUGGACAGUUGGUUGACCAGAAUGUCCAAUUGCCCAAUUUGCCGAACCCGCGUUCGGUUGAAUUCAGGGGCGUCGGCUUCGGUGAUCAGCAACGACGAUUGUAACCUGUUGUGGGCUGUUGGUGUAGGGCAAAGAGGUGGCUAAUUUAUUAUUUCCAAGAACCAGGGGUAUGAAGAAAUAAAUGCUCCUAGUGUUGAGGGUUUGGGUGAAUAAGUAAGUAAGUUUUGAAAACUUGAGUUUUUUUUUAUUUUUAUUUUUUAUUUUUCUUCUUCUCUGUAAAUGUAAACUUUUGUUUAAUAGUAUAAUAGUCUUGAAUGUUUAAUUGUUGCCUGCA